Messenger RNA from Anopheles merus, 2536 nucleotides. RefSeq lists its product as uncharacterized. Gene Ontology annotation, biological process: SCF-dependent proteasomal ubiquitin-dependent protein catabolic process. NCBI's taxonomy places the organism in Eukaryota, Metazoa, Arthropoda, Insecta, Diptera, Culicidae. Bases 95 to 1780 code for a protein of 561 amino acids. The record is from RefSeq and is a predicted model, not a curated record. Gene Ontology annotation, cellular component: SCF ubiquitin ligase complex. The transcript has 6 exons. Gene Ontology annotation, molecular function: protein binding.
AAUGUAGCUGUUGCAAAUGGCUUAAAAAAGAAAAUGAAAUGGCUACUAUUUGACUUCUUUUCGGUCGUUGAACCUUAAUGAGAAUGUUUCCAAAAUGGUCCAAAAAGUUAAACAAAUUAUUUCGUUGCUAACGAACUCCCACCCGCCCCAUACACACCUUGGUGAAACGUGUCUUCCAAAACGAAUGGGAAACGUCAAGUCGUCCAAUGUUUACAACGCGAAAUGCGUUACUUUUAGGACACAACCCACCACCACCAGCAGCUUUCCGAGAAGGCAAAUGAAUUUUAACUCCUUCCCAAAUGAGGUGCUGUGUUCCAUAUUCGACUACCUGCCAUGGAAGGAUCGGCAACGGGUGUCGCUGGUGUGCCGCCGCUGGAACGCCAUCAUCAACUCGGACCACUAUCUGCGCGGCCAGAAGCUGGUGCUGUACAACUACAACAAGGCCAAGUUUUUCUCCGGCGUCGAGGUGGAGCUGCUGAAUCGGCAGAAAAAUAUCGCCUUCUACUCGAACGCCAUGUUCGACACGGAGGAGCUGCUCGACACGAUCGGGCGGUCGUUUAGCGGCGGCAGCGCCAUGGUCCGCUCGCUGUCACUGUUUCUACGGUCGGAGCAUCGGCUGGCCCGGCUGGUGGUGGACAACAUACCGAACUUGCGCCACCUGACCGAGCUGAAGAUAUCGGCCAACGAGGGCCUGACUAACGGUGUGCUCAUCGACAGUGCGUCCCUGGAGAAGCUAAACAUUUCGUUCUACCAAAGUUCGGUCUGCCAGCUAGUCACGCCACGGCUGCACACGCUGCACCUGACCGUACGCUACCCGAGCGAGAUGGAGCUGAUAGGGACGAUCUCGGCGCAGCUGGUCGAGCUGAAGGUGUCGUUCAUCUCGAAGGACCACGUUGCGAAGCUGUUCCGGUGCGACUUUCGCUCGCUCAAGACGCUCAACAUUUCGCUCAAAAAUGACAAAUACAUUGCGUACAGCGUGUCGCCGGUCCAUCUGCGACCGCUCGAGCGGGAGGCCAUUUUCGCGCAAACCAUCGUCGGGCUGGAAACGCUCCGCAUCGUCGACAUCUGCAACAUCUUCGACAUUGACUUUUUGAAGAUGUUUGCGUACGCUAAGUCGCUGAAAGCGCUCACCAUCAACUACUUCAAGUUGGUUAGUGAAGUGAGCGAGCUGAUAAACGGGUUUAAGGGACUGGAAUACCUUAAUCUAGAGGGAUGCCAGCGAAUGGACGAUUCCAAGCGGCUACAUCUACCCUGUCUGCAGACACUCGUGAUGCCUUACAAGCAGCUCUGCCUGUUUAGUGCCACGCAGCUGGACACGCUGACGACGCUGUACUACAACAACACGACCAAGGAUCAAACACUGUUGAUCAAGAAGAUAGCGGCCACCUUUACCAACCUAUCCUUCCUGUGCCUGCAACACUUCGACAACGAGCUCGAUCGGAACGCGCUUCUCCAUCUGAAUCUGCUGACGAAACUGCGCGUCCUGGUCAUCGAGAACAUGUCCGUUUCGAGUUCCGUGUUUGAGAACUGUCCGACGGUGCCGCAGCUACAGCGGCUGGUAAUGGACACGAUCGUGUCGGAAGUGUCGAUGCUGGAUAUGAUACCGGCCAGAUUCCCCUCGCUGCAAACGCUCGUCAUCAGCAACUGCUUCCUGUAUCUGAUACUCGAGGAUAGCGGGAAACACUACACGACGUUCGACGAGCUGCGCCGCCAGAUGCCCUGCUGUCGCAUAUCGACCAAAGAUUCGACCAUUUUCACCAAUACCGCUAAGCAAAGCUGAAGAAUAAGGGAUGGCGAGAGAGGGAACCGGAGUUGGAGUGUAAGAAUCUAUUUAAUUCAUCAUUCAGGAGAAAAGGACAAGAGGAGUACGUGAUAUGUAGCGUGUAAGCAAGGAGUUGUGAUUUGUGUGCACACAACGCCCGUCAGGGAAUCGUUUUGCAGCCAAACGUGUGCAGAUGUGUAUAUGUAUGCGUUUGUGUGUGUGCGUGUGUGCGUAUGUAUGUAAUAUAUUUUAUUGGGAUUUUUGAACUAAUUGCAAACUAAACGAAGAAGCGUGUGCAUAAGAAAUCAUUGUGGUGCAAUACGUGUGUAAGGAAAUGAGCCAAGCAAGAGAAACGACAAUAUGGUAGUGGUAGUGAGUAUUUAUAGGCGUUUGAGCGGGAGAGAAGAGACAGCGCCGAAAUAGCUCAGUUGGGAGAGCGUUAGACUGAAGAUCUAAAGGUCCCCGGUUCAAUCCCGGGUUUCGGCACAUGUGGAACUUUUUUGUUGGAGUUGAUUUUGUUCGUUCGGCAUGACAUUCUCACUUUUAGUUUACUAGAUUAGAUUUUUGACCAAGUUUUUAUGAAAUAAAAAAGAAACUUUUACAAUAGGAUGAAACAAUCGUUUCAUCAUCAGGGAUGAUUUUCAAAGGGCAUAACAGCAUGAAAGAAGUUUAGUGUUAAUGGAAGGAAAAAUCAGGUACUAAUGCCAAUGCUUUAAAUGUAGUGAUUGUUUACAAAAACUUACAUAAAGAAAAAUACAAUAAUUUUAGAUAAAU